Molecule: messenger RNA, 4505 nt
Organism: Sceloporus undulatus (fence lizard)
Lineage: Eukaryota; Metazoa; Chordata; Lepidosauria; Squamata; Phrynosomatidae
Gene: BSDC1
Product: BSD domain containing 1
Exons: 11
Coding region: 29-1393 (454 amino acids)
Cellular component (GO): cytoplasm
Source: RefSeq, a predicted model, not a curated record
UAAAUAUUGGUGACGUCAGGCGGCCAAGAUGGCGGAGGGCUUCAUAUGUUUGUCCUGUAACAGGGAAGAUGGAGGCUGGUGGAGGAGCUGGCUACAGCAAAGCCUUCAAACUGUCAAAGAGAAGUCCACAGAGGCCUUGGAGUUCAUGAAGCGAGACCUGACAGAGUUUACACAGGUGGUCCAACAUGACACAGCCUGCACCAUUGCUGCCACCGCCAGCGUGGUCAAGGAGAAGCUGGCUACGGAGAACUCCUCAGGUGCCACAGAAAAGAUGAGGAAAGGGCUCUCCAACUUCCUGGGUGUCAUCUCGGAUACAUUUGCACCUUCACCAGAUAAGACCAUCGACUGUGAUGUCAUAACGCUGAUGGCCACCCCUUCAGGGACGACAGAAUUGUACGACAGUGCCAAGGCUCGGCUAUACAGCCUUCAGUCAGACCCAGCCACCUAUUGCAAUGAACCUGAUGGACCCUCUCAGCUCUUUGAGACCUGGCUUUCACAGUUCAGCCUAGAGGAGAAGAAGGGGGAGAUCUCGGACUUGCUGGUGAACAGCCCUUCCAUUCGUUCCCUCUACUCCAAGAUGGUUCCAGUGGCUGUGUCCCACUCAGAAUUCUGGCAGCGCUACUUUUAUAAGGUCCAUCAGCUGGAGCAGGAGGAGGUCAGGAGAGAGGCCCUGAAGCAGCGAGCAGAACAGAGUGUUCACUCAGAGGAGCCUGGCUGGGAGGAGGAAGAAGAGGAGUUUGUCGGCUCAUCGUCUUGCCAUCCCCACAUCCCCUUGCAGUCUACCCCAGAAGUGAAGCUGCCUCCUGCCACCACUGCCACAGCAGUGGUGAUGCCAACCCUGGAGGCAUCUGCGGAAAGCUGGGCCAUGCUCAGCCCCACCCCAGCUGAGGCUACACCAUCAGAAAGCAGCGAGAGCAUAUCCUUCAUGACUCAGAUUACAAACCCAGCUGCUGCAGUGCCCAUCGUACCUUUACAGACUGGAGUCCAGCUCUCUGGGGCAGGAGACCUCUCCUCGAGGCUGCAGGAAGCCACUACAGAACAGCAAGCCCCGCUGCCCAAGCCAGCUGAGCCCACACAACCUCCCUCGGUGCCUCAGGAGGGAAAGCCUUCACCAGAGCAUCAGCCCAAGGAGGCAGGGGAAGGCAAACAGGCAAGCCGGACAGAAGGUCCUCGAGAGGAUGGGCCAAUGGAUCUGCGCCUCUUUGAACUCAACUCAGACAGUGGGAAGUCCACUCCCUCCAACAACGGGAAGAAAGGCUCGAGCACAGAUGUCAGCGAGGACUGGGAGAAGGACUUUGAUCUGGACAUGACUGAAGAGGAGGUACAGCUGGCCCUUUCCAAGGUGGACGUCUCCGGGGAGCUGGAUGAUGAAGAGUGGGAAGACUGGGAAUAACAGCCAGGCCGUCGCUUCCCACACAAUGCAUCCCAGCCUCUUUCCCCGGCGCCCCCCGCACCCCCUCCACACCAUCCAAUGUGAAUUAAAUCACAGAGCAACCGGUUCCUUUUUCCCUGUGUACAUGUGUGUUCCGGGCUGGCUGCAUCUCAUCUCUGCUCACAUCCUUCUGGGAAAACUUGGACCACAACACUCGGAUCCUGAUGGUAGCCGGCAUCUCAUAUGGGGGGCUGAGGCACGACGGUAGGCGGGAAAGGGACUUGGCCUUAGCUGCAUCUUUCCCUUAGAACCAAUGCCCAUUCCUACCACCCCUCGGACUAAUAAUUCUUUCAGAGCUGCUGCUCCUGUGUGGAUUUCUCUUACUCCACUUUGUUCCCCUUCUUUCUUUCUCAUUAUCUCUCUUUUUAAACCCUGAGAUGAAUUUCAGUUGGUGGUGGUUUGGAUUGAAGUGUGGAAGCAACUGUCCCUGGAUUUGACUGGACUUUACCGAAUUGUUAGGCUUAUCCUGCCUGCCACUGUCUAAAUGGGCAGCUUGCUAGCUGUGCCGCCUUCUGUGUGACUAUUUCAUGAAACUCAGCGAGCUUCUAGUGAUUCCCAGAGCCAGGCCCCCUCUAUCUAUUAUGGAGAAUGCAGAUCCUAAGGAGAGAGCCUCUAGUAUGGUGUCUGGCAGCCUUUCCUGGUCUCCUCUACUCCCCAAGACCUUCACACUAUGUGACUGGAACCCAAAGUCUCCCAGGGUUUGAACAGUCCACCCACCCACACUAUUUAAGCUGCCCCUUUUCUCUGCUCUCCAAGGAAUUGAAGCACUUUUAAAAAAUAAUUAAAGUUCUUGUGCUGAAUCCUUUCUGAAGCAUGCUGCCCCACGGUGGGAGUGUUUCCCACACAAGCUCUGUUCCAACAAAUGGGGGUUUGUGCAGGAGAUGUUCCUCUUGGGUUGUGCCAGCAGUCUUUGGAGGAGGCCUCUUUCAAAAGGGCUGCUUGUGAGUGGCAGCUUCCUUGGGGCAGCCAUUCUAUGGCACUAGUUCCCCUCCACAGAAGACCACUAGCAUCUGUUUGCCUUGAAGGAUCAGCAUUUGCCAAAGCCUUGUGUCCCAUAUCUGUUCCCUUGUGCUAAUAGCAUCUGUCAAACAUCUCAUUGAAACUGUCCGAGAGCCUGUCUUGGCCAUAGCCUAAUGUUUUAAGGGUUUUUUUUAAUGGGUGUCAUCCCUUUUUUGGGUGAGUGUAUUUCCCUUUUUUUCUUUUGCCUCCCUCUCAAGAUGUGGCCAUGCCACAGUCAGCUGAGUGGAAGAGUGUGUUACUGCUAUAGCAGCUCUGGCCUAUGAUCUGAUUAGCUGUAAUGAUGCUUUUUCAAAAUGGGUCCAAACUGCAGGCUAAUUAACCCUGGGAUGAAUUGUGUGCCCUGUUGAAAUGAAUAGGAGCUGAUUUAAAUCCAUAAAAGUGCAGCAUCUCUCUGCUACCUGUUGUACUAGCAGAAGACAUGCUCGCACUCCUUCCUGAUGAGGUAAGGUGCUUGUCUUUCCUGACUUAGGGCAGGUUCCUACCAGAGGCUGUUGUUGAGCCUCUGUGAGAUUGGAAGUAUCUGAGUAACAGUACUGUAGCAGGUGUUGGUUCUUCCGAGAGCUGCUACUUGUCACCCACAGUGAGCUCCUUUCCCCUCUUCUUAGUGUCUCUGCUCACUCCUUCACCUGUUCAACAGUGCCUGGCUUCCAGAGAAUAAGGAGAUCAUUGCUGCUAAUUUAAUUCUUCUGUGCAAGAAGCAGCCAAGUGUUGUCCAAAGGAAAGUAGGCAUGAGUAGAAGCACUAGACAGUGGCUGGCACAAAGCUGUCCAUGAGCCAUUGUCAGCAUCAACAGACACUACAGUCACAUGGAGGCUCUUGAGCAUGUGGAGAGUUCAUUAUAGGCUUCUGUAUCAAAUGGACUAUAAAAAUUAAUUCACCUAACAUGGGAAUCGGCUCUAAAAACAGAAUAAUUCAAGGGAAAGGGAAUUUCUAGGUCUUUAAAGUAGUUUGAGCUAUAAUAUGUGGUGUAGGCUUUUUUGGCUGGGCCAGCCUGUGGGUUAUAAUUUGUUUAACUUGUAAUCUGGAGAUCAGGAGGCCUCUGGGCUCAGUCCCUGACACCUCCACCUCUAUUUGCCAGUUUAAAGACAGAUCAUGUAACAGGUAAUAGGAAAGGGCUUUCUGUAGCUUGGACUGUGGAUUCCUCGAUCAUGAAGUUGGAAAAGGCCUCAUGGGCCAUGGAGUCCAAUCCCCCGGUCAGUGUCAGAUCUCCAGCUAGAGCAUCCCCAGCAGGGAGCUAUCCAAUCUCUUUUUGAAGAUGUCCAGAAAAGGAAACCCUGCCACUGCUCUAGGCGACUGGUUCAAUUGCCGAACCUCUCUUCUGUGACCUAGAACAGCAGCCAGAGUCAAGGUGGAGAGAUAGAAAAGUGUUUUAAGUGCACAAUGGUCUCUCACUGUUCACAACUGGGCUUGAAACAUCAAGGAGGUACCUGCCUGUUGCAAGUACCAGCUCCACUACAUUCCUGAGGAAGCUGAUCUUUGGCUGUGUUGUGACGACCUACACAAGGGCCCACAGAACCUUCUUGGGAGAUCACAAAGCAAACUGUGUUCCAGGUGUUUCCCUUCCCCUGGUUAAAGGCUAAGUCUAAGAGGAUCCAGCAGGAGAUCCUAGUGUUUGAAGUUAUAAGCAUAAACAGACUGAUAUGCAUGAGGCCUCAGAACCAGACUUGGGAGAAGCAGCAUCAGCCCCAAAUAACUAUAGCUAAGGCCUUGUGUAUCUAGUGAUGACCAGGAUGGGGCUGGACCUGGUAGCCUAGAGCCACGUUCCUUUUCCAGGUGGUGGCUCCCCAGGAAGGGGAUCACAGACUCCUGAGACUGAGAAGGAUCCUGGGGGCUCUUAUUUCAUCAUAAUCCUCCAUAGAUAAUCCCCCCUCCCUUUCUUCCCUUGGUUGUGCAAUAUCUUUUCAUUUUUAAAUUAUACUGCAUCUCCCUGGACUAUUUUUGAAACUGGGGUGACCAAGUGACUCUUAACAGCUGUUAGUUUUGUAAUGAUGACUUUCUCGAACCUUUUACAGACUUGCCGUUAACAGCGAUUAAAGGAGUUCUGCAGAAAUGA